This is a messenger RNA of Xenopus tropicalis (tropical clawed frog), 2466 nucleotides long. It is a transcript of the gene csnk1g2, whose product is annotated as casein kinase 1 gamma 2. The coding region runs from base 555 to 1793 and encodes 412 amino acids. Gene Ontology annotation, cellular component: cell periphery; cytoplasm. NCBI's taxonomy places the organism in Eukaryota, Metazoa, Chordata, Amphibia, Anura, Pipidae. Gene Ontology annotation, molecular function: nucleotide binding; protein kinase activity; transferase activity. The record is from RefSeq and is a predicted model, not a curated record. The transcript is spliced from 12 exons.
UUGUGGGAUUGGUCUCCAAAUAAGGAAUGUCAGAAGUUACGGGACACAGAACCCGGAAGUACCUGUGUUGUGAAUCGCGCCUUGGUUUGUGUUUGUGCAGCAUGGCAAAGGAAGCAGUCCUGCAUUGAUUCUGAGGCUGUGGAGUGUAUUAAGGAGUAUGUGGCAGCAUGAAUGGCAGGGACUAAAGGAAUUCGGGUCUGGCAAUACGAAUAACAACAUGUGAGAGUGUGGCGGGUACCGGCUUGAUAAGGGAUUGGGUAAUUUUACAAGAUUCAAAGUCUCAUAUGCACUGGACAAAACAUCCCUUCACAAUGAUAUCUUUCAAGGAAGUGGACUCAAUUCUACACUGUCCUGGGGCCUUAACUUUUACUCAAGCUUGUCCAAAUUGACUGAAAUUUGGGAGGGGAGUUUUCACCCCUUCCCUUGGGGCAUUAUGACCUUUUAGUGACAGCCCAAAUUUGUGGGUUUGGGUAGGAGGACGGGCAUACAUUAGCACUGGCUAAUAAGCCCCUAUAAAAGCCGUAACCGUGGAGAGACCCGGCUACCACAAACUUAUGGAUUUUGAUCAAAGGGAGGAGAAGGGGGACCCUGAGGAAGUUGCCAGGAGGAUGUCAAAAUCUGGCGUUGGACCUGGAAGAAGCAGUAGGAACACUGCUGCCAAUUCUGGCGUCUUAAUGGUGGGCCCCAACUUCCGAGUAGGAAAGAAGAUUGGUUGUGGGAAUUUUGGUGAAUUGCGGCUUGGGAAAAAUCUGUAUACCAAUGAAUAUGUAGCUAUCAAGUUGGAGCCAGUUAAAUCCAGAGCUCCACAACUUCACCUGGAGUACAGAUUUUAUAAGCAGCUUGGCAAUACAGAGGGCCUUCCUCAGGUUUAUUAUUUUGGACCUUGUGGGAAAUAUAAUGCUAUGGUACUUGAGCUGUUGGGACCUAGUCUAGAGGACCUUUUUGAUCUCUGUAACCGUACAUUCACCCUCAAAACAGUGCUGAUGAUUGCAGUCCAGCUGAUCUCUCGUAUGGAAUACGUACAUGCAAAGAGCUUGGUAUACCGUGAUGUGAAACCAGAAAACUUCCUGCUGGGCCGUCCAGGAAGCAAGCGCCAGAAAACAAUUCACAUAAUAGAUUUUGGUCUUGCAAAAGAAUAUUGGGAUCCAGAGACCAAAAAACAUAUUCCUUAUCGAGAACACAAGAGUUUGACCGGAACAGCACGAUACAUGAGCAUUAAUACACAUCUAGGAAAGGAACAAAGCCGUAGAGAUGAUUUGGAAGCCUUGGGUCAUAUGUUUAUGUAUUUUCUACGUGGUAACCUUCCCUGGCAGGGCCUUAAGGCAGAUACAUUAAAAGAAAGGUACCAGAAGAUUGGUGACACCAAGAGAACCACUCCGGUGGAGAUUCUGUGUAAUAAUUUUCCAGAGGAAUUGGCCACCUACUUGCGUUAUGUUCGCCAGCUGGACUUUUUUGAAAAACCAGAUUACGAAUAUCUGCGCCGACUGUUUACAGACCUGCUGGAUCGACGUGGUCUCAUCUUUGACUAUGAAUAUGACUGGGUGGGAAAAACCUUGCCAAGUCCCAUUGGAUCUGUUCCUUAUGGAGGCCUCACACAAGUACAAAGCAAAAAACAGCUGUACCUCAAACACCAGGGAUUGAAUUCCACUAAUGGAGACCUAAAUAUGGAUGAUCCAACAGCUGGACAUUCCAAUGCACCCAUCACUGCACACACAGGAGUUGAGGUGGCAGAUGACACCAAAUGCUGCUGCUUUUUUAAAAGACAGAAGAGGAAAAGUACCCAGCAGAAAUGACUUGUCAGCCACCUCAUACAAUGGAACUUGAUUAUGUAUUGGAUUACAAGUUUUAUGGAAAAGACACUUUACGUCUCACAUGAUCUUCUGCAAACAGUGUUAGUGACCUGGAGCAGCAGUAAACAGAAGAGAUUUUUUUAUUGUUUCUUGCUACUUUUAUUUAAAUAUUUGUAAAAAAUGAUGUUUUUAGGUGGGAUUGUUGCUUACACCUUUGGCAUGGAAGAAUUAUAUGAUACUGGUGUUGGGCUAUUAGAACUUAUAGUGGCCUCUACUCAAAGAUAAGAAAACUUUAAUCAUAGUUCUGGAACAUUUUGACCCUUUCCUUUGCUGGGAAGAUCUCUGAAUUUAAAGGGGUUUCUCUCCUCCAGUGCCUUAAGACAUUUGUUUUCCUAACAAAAGAAAUUAGCUACCUUGUGGUGGCACUGGAUGGAUGGAAUCCUUCUUAGUUGACAUGUCCUAAGCAUUGUAUCCAUAGCCACCUUUCUCUAAACCAAAGAGGUGAUAUCUGAGGAUCAAAUGAUGGAGGUUCCUAUAUUGUCCACAUAUAUGGUAGGACAUACUACUCUAGCACAACAAAUGUAUUACUGUUCUGUAUUGUAACUCAGUGUAUGGGAAAUUUCCUAUAUAUUAAAUCUGGAAAAAUUCAAAUGCCAAAGUAAAUUUUGAAAUGUUA